GGCUAAAACACUUCGAGAGCUUAAAACUCCACACGCAUCGCAUCCAAUCCACCACCCUAAAACAUCCAUCGGAUGUCCUCAUCAGUCAGUCACACCCCUCCCACACCACACACGCACAUAUGCAGACAGACACCAAUCAUACCACUAGUUGGUCCUUCAGCAGGACACGACACGACACAAUCCAAUGCCAGCUGGCAUGGCUGGCCCACACACACACACACACCCCCCGCACCCACUCACUGCUUGUUUGGCUCGACACAAUGAAGCAUGGCCACAUACAUGCAAGUAGGUAAGUCAUUCAUUGACUGAUCGACAGACACCACACCACACCCUGAGUGAGAAAACGAGGGAGCCAGUGAAUGAACGGAGUAGCGAUAGCCAGGCCCGAUCCCUGCCCUUCCCUGCUCUCCCCUUGGCCUGCCCCAGCCAGUCCACAGCCUGGGGCUCAUCUUGGGUUCUAUCUAUCUUGUAUCAAGAUUGUUUCUUGAGGUAAUCCCGCAGCCUCUUGUCCAUCUGUGCGAUCUCUGGGAAGUAGGUGACGAAGCACUGCCCUGUGCACUCCUCCAUCUGCUUCUCGAUGGUUGCACGGUCCUUCUCGUCCUUGGCGCUGCUGUGCGGCUGAGAAAACUUAUUGAAACAAGCGUCCUGACACACCUGAAUGCAGCCAGUCAGUGAGGGCACCACCACACCACACCACACCACACCCCAUGCACCCACCUGACAAUCAGUGACUGCAGUGCCCUCACUGUUUACUGACCUGUAUGGAGUUUUGCAGUGUCUGCAUCUCUCUGUUGAGUGUGGCCGAGAAUUCCUCUGCGGGCUGCUGGCAGUUCUUGAUGCACCUGCCGACGGUCUCAUAGUCGGUACCGGGUUUGUCGAAGCACGCCACGCAGCACUGGAAGGUCUUCUUCUGCAUGGCCAUGCUGUCCUGCGUUAUGUCAUGCAGCGUCUUGUCCAGCGCACUCUGGAAGGCCUUGACCUUCUCCUGAGCCGUCGGCGGUGACGACGACGCCAUGGUUGAACUCUUGCGGCAGCCAAUUCAAAGAUACAACUCGACCUUCACCUCAGGCACACCAUGCACUUCACAAUCUGCGCAGAUCUGAGAGGAGGAGAGAUGCAAUGGUUAC
Vitrella brassicaformis is the source of this 1127-nucleotide messenger RNA. NCBI's taxonomy places the organism in Eukaryota, Vitrellaceae. The record is from the annotation of a GenBank genome assembly.